UUCAGUGUUGCCUACAUUUGUCUAAGGACAACAGAAAAUGGGCAAAUCCCAGGUUGAACAGAAAUUCCAGGGAUCAGUAUCAUUUAAGGAUGUGACUGUGGGCUUUACCCAGGAGGAGUGGCAGCACCUGGACUCAACUCAGCGGACCCUGUAUAGAGAUGUGAUGCUGGAGAACUAUAGCAACCUCGUUUCAGUGGAGUAUUGUAUUACCAAGCCAGAGGUGAUAUUCAGACUGGAACAAGGAGAGGAACCAUGGAUACUGGAGGAAGAAUUCCCAAGUCAAAACUUUCCAGAAGUCUGGAAAACUAAUCACAUGAAAGAGAGAAGACAAGAAAAUCAGCCUAAACAUAUGUGGGAGGUUGUAUACUUCAAUAAGAAAAUGCUGAAUAAAGAACAAGGUAAUGUGAUAGGAACACCAUUUAACUUGGACACAAAUUUUUUUCCCUCCAGAAAAAUAGUCUCUCACUGUGACUCAUGUGGAGUGAAUUUGAACUAUAUUUCAGAAUUGGUUAUCAAUAAGAAAAAUAAUUUAGGAAAAAAGACUGGUGCAUUUAAUGAUUGUGAAAAUAUGCUACUGCAUAUUAAGCAUGAGAAGAUUCAUACUAGAAAGAGAAGUGAAAUUUUUACAAAUGGGAAAAUUUUCAUUCAUAAUGAGGACCCUAUUCAGCAUGAGAAGAUUCAAACUUUAGAAUAUAACAUAUAUCGAGAAAGCUUCUUUGAAAAAGCAAUAUUCAAUACACACAAGAGAGAGAUCACAGAAGGAAAUGACUGUGAAUUCAGUGAAUAUGGGAGAAUUUUCUGUGAUAACUCCUCCUACUCGUUCCAUCAGAUUCCCUCAAAGGAAAAUCACUGUGAAUUUAGUGAUGGUGGGAAAUCCUGUGUUAAAUCUACCCUUUUGAAACAUCAUGGGGCACAUGUGAAACAGUAUGAAUGUAAUGAAAGUGGGAAUAAUUUUAGGAGGAAGUUACACCUCUCACAACUUCAGAAAACUCAAAAAGGAGAGAAACAUUUUGAAUGUAAGGAAUGUGGGAAAGCCUUUUGGGAGAAGUCACAUCUCACUCGACAUCAGAGAAUACACACAGGAGAGAAACGCUUUCAGUGUAAUGAAUGUGAAAAAACUUUCUGGGAAAAGUCAAACCUCGUUAAACAUCAGAGAUCACAUACAGGGGAGAAACCCUAUGAAUGCAAUGAAUGUGGAAAAGCCUUUAGCCACAGAUCGGCUCUCACAUUACACCAGAGAACACAUACAGGGGAGAAACCUUAUCAAUGUAAUGCAUGUGGAAAAACUUUUUACCAAAAAUCAGACCUCACUAAACAUCAGAGAACACACACAGGGUUGAAACCCUAUGAAUGUUAUGAGUGUGGGAAAUCCUUCUGUAUGAAUUCACACCUUAUAGUACAUCAGAGAACUCAUACAGGUGAAAAACCCUUUGAAUGUGUCGACUGUGGGAAAUCUUUUUGUCAGAAGUCACAUCUUACGCAGCAUCAGAGAACUCACGUAGGGGAUAAACCCUAUGAAUGUAAUGCAUGUGGAAAAAGUUUCUACCACAAGUCAGUACUCACCAGGCAUCAGAUAAUUCACACAGGGCUGAAACCUUAUGAAUGUUAUGAAUGUGGGAAAACCUUCUGCUUGAAGUCUGACCUCACAGUACAUCAGAGAACUCACACAGGGGAGAAGCCCUUUGCGUGUCCUGAAUGUGGGAAAUUCUUCAGCCAUAAAUCCACACUCUCUCAACAUUAUAGAACACACACAGGGGAAAAACCUUAUGAAUGUCAUGAAUGUGGGAAAAUCUUCUAUAAUAAAUCAUAUUUAACCAAACAUAAUAGGACACAUACAGGGGAGAAACCCUAUGAAUGCAAUGAAUGUGGAAAAACCUUCUGCCAGAAGUCACAGCUCACUCAACACCAGAGAAUUCACAUAGGUGAGAAACCCUAUGAAUGUCAUGAAUGUGGAAAGGCAUUCUGCCACAAGUCAGCUCUCAUUGUACACCAGAGAACUCAUAUAGAAGAAAAGCCCUAUAAAUGUAAUGUUUGUGGAAAAUCUUUCUGUGUGAAAUCAGGACUUAUUUUACAUCACAGAAAACACACAGGGGAGAAACCCUAUGAAUGUAAUGAAUGUGGGAAAUCUUUCAGUCACAAGUCAUCCCUCACAGUGCAUCACAGGGCUCACACAGGAGAGAAAUCUUGUCAGUGUAAUGAAUGUGGGAAAAUUUUUUACCGUAAAUCAGACCUUGCUAAACAUCAGCGAUCACACACUGGGGAGAAGCCCUAUCAAUGUAAUACCUGUAGAAAAACUUUCUCUCAGAAGUCAAACCUCAUUGUGCAUCAGAAAACACAUACAGGGGGGAAAUCUUAUGAUUAACAUGAACAGUAGAAAUAUUGAGCAGCAAUUCAGCAUCCAUU
Talpa occidentalis (Iberian mole) is the source of this 2403-nucleotide messenger RNA. RefSeq names its product zinc finger protein 33B (gene ZNF33B). The coding region runs from base 38 to 2362 and encodes 774 amino acids. The record is from RefSeq and is a predicted model, not a curated record. Gene Ontology annotation, biological process: regulation of DNA-templated transcription. The transcript has 4 exons. Lineage: Eukaryota; Metazoa; Chordata; Mammalia; Eulipotyphla; Talpidae.